This is a messenger RNA of Verruconis gallopava, 1467 nucleotides long. RefSeq lists its product as uncharacterized. The record is from RefSeq and is a predicted model, not a curated record. Gene Ontology annotation, biological process: transmembrane transport. The transcript has 5 exons. Gene Ontology annotation, molecular function: transmembrane transporter activity. NCBI's taxonomy places the organism in Eukaryota, Fungi, Ascomycota, Dothideomycetes, Venturiales, Sympoventuriaceae. Bases 1 to 1467 code for a protein of 488 amino acids.
AUGUCGUGUCAAGAACCGUCUGAUUCUGAGAAGGCGCUGCCCCCGCCGUCUUCAUCGACAGCAAGUUCCAUCUCAGAUAUCGAAGAACACUCACCUGGAUAUGAUGCGCCGACUUUACAAAAAUGCUUGGUAGUCUUUGUCACGAGUUUCGUGACACUAACGGGAUGCUUCAGCAGCACUUCUUUGAUGUCCGCAGCAACUCAAAUAGCGGACGAGUUCCAUAGCACACCUGACGUUGUCAAUGCCUCAAAUGCUGGGCUGCUCAUGACCAUGGGCCUCUCAAACUUCAUAUGGGGCCCGCUCAUACCACUGAUUGGGCGUUUGUAUGCAUGGAAUUCUUGCAUCUUAUUGCUCCUUGUUUGGACUGCAGCGGCAUCUGUUGCACCGAAUCUUCCUUCGUUCAUCGUGUUCAGAGUUUUGUCCGGAUUUCAAGGAACCUUUUUUCACGUCACUGGUCAAGCAAUUCUUGCUGAAUUUUUCCCUCCCGUCAAAAGAGGAACAGCAACUGGCUUCUUUCUCAGUGGUACUGUCCUCGGACCUCCUCUAGGCCCUUUGGUUGCUGGCAUAAUCACCCAGUACACCUCUUGGCGAGUAAUUCUGUACUUACAAUGUGGAAUGAUCACGCUUGGACUAUGCCUUUCAUUGUUACUAUUAGGGAGAGGCGGAAAACCGGCAAAAAUGCAAAAUCCUUCCAUAAGAGAUAUUGUUCGAGCAUAUAAUCCUAUGCGAAUCAUAAGACUGCUACGUUACCCAAAUCUGUUACUUACAGAUUUUGCUGCUGGCCUUCUUGCUUUUUCGCAGUAUGGGUUGCUAGCAAGCCCACGCCACAUAUUCCUGUCAGAAUAUCAUCUGGAAUCUCCUUUAACGUCAGGACUUUUCUUCUUGUCUCCAGCUACAGGCUUGCUUCUGGGCACCUUGAUAGGAGGCCGAUUUUCCGAUCGAACAGUACGGAAAUGGAUUCAACGUCGCAAUGGUCUGCGCUUACCUCAAGAUCGCCUUCGAAGUGGCUUCCCCUCUUGGUUCAUUCUCAUUCCAAUAGCGUACUUAAUGUUUGGUUGGGGAGUACAAUAUCAAAUAGGCGGGCUAGCAUGGCCAAUCGUGACGGCAUUUUUCACCUCUGUUGGUAUUUUGUCCGCAUUCGCUGGCGUUAACACGUAUUGCGCAGAAGUCUUCCCUAACUCGCGGCAAGAAGCUAUUGCGACGAAGUAUGUUAUCCAAUACGUAUUUUCGGCUCUUGCUAGCGGUGUAUCAAUUCCUUUAAUCGAUGGUGUUGGCGUUGGAAUGGCAUGCACCAUCAGCGUCAUUUUCGUAUAUAUUGGCGGCUCACUUUGUGCAGUAACGGCCAUAUACGGCAUUACCAUGCAGAAUUGGGUUGAUUCGAAAUGGCCAAAGAGAGACACGCUUACAGAAAAGAGAAAUGAUAAUUGUGACGGGGUUGCUCUGGCGCAUGUUAUCUCGGCGCCGUAG